AUGGACACAGUAAACAACAUCGCAUCUGCCGCAUCGCGAGCUAUCUGGGGAGAGGGACAAGAUCCUGACAAUCUAAACACCACUACUACAACCAGACCUUCAGGACAGGAGCCAGUUGCUGGGGAGCUUGGUGAUGUGAAGCAUGGUGAGCCAUACGAUAAGGGAAACAUGGGUAAGUGCUGCAAAUCAGAAUAUUCGUGGCUUGAUCUGACGAGAAUUGGAUACAGAAAACAGCUCGGUUCCUAGAACAAUCCCUGAGCCAAUGGUUCCGAGCACUGUUGCUUCAAACACCACUGCUGGUCCUCACGAUGUAUGUUUAUCAACCACCGAUAUUUCGAGUAUUUGCUGACUUUUCAGUCCAAUGUAGCCAACAAAGCAGACCCUCGUGUCGACAGUGAUCUCGAUGGAUCGAAGAAACUCGGCACAACUGGCUCAAACCCAGCACUUACCAACACCAGCGGCUCCCAUACCCCUUCUUCAUCUAGCCAUCCUCUAGAUACCAAAACCCCUACCACAAACACCUCCGAAAUCCCAGGCAAUACACCAGCCACACAACCUAUGCGACCAAAACAUGAAACAGAUAAAGCUGGAGUCACAUCUGCACACCAACCUACAUCAGCCACAUCCACCACCAAACCAACAUCCUCAAACGACACCGCAGGCACUGGCCCAACACCAUCCGUCAGCGCUGCUCCUGCUCCAACCCACGAUACCAGCGCAUCUCACCCCUCAAACAUCGAGCAAGGUUCGCUCAAUCCUAAGGAUACCCUUUCAUCUACACAAAAGGAUGCCAUCAAGGACACCAAGCGCGACAUCGAGACAUCAGCCAAGCACACCGGCGGUGCCCCAGAAUACCACACCGGCAAUGGAAAGUACACCGAGGAAGAAGGAACACCAGGCGGCAUGCCCGACACCAUCAAGAAAAGCCUGAAAGCGCACGAAAGCCAAGGCGAAGGAACGGGCGAGAAAUACGUCAAGAGCUCCGGUAUGAAUGCCGAGGGAGGAGAUUUCGAUGCCGCCAACCCUGGUGCGGGUCGUGAAGCUGAUAGUAAGUGUCUCCUGUCUUGUGAGAGACGAAAGUCGGGAAAAGACAGUACUAACGAUACAGAAACAGGACUGCUUGCUGAGAAGGGUGUCCAUCAUGAACCUGCUGUGAAGAAGACAACCGAGAACUCGCAAACGUUGAAGGAUACGCAUACGUCCAAGGAGUCGAGUGGUAGUGGGGAGAAGGGGAAGGUUAGCUUGGGGGAGAAGAUUAAGGAUAAGUUGCAUAUUCAUAAGCACUAG
Molecule: messenger RNA, 1287 nt
Organism: Hymenoscyphus albidus
Lineage: Eukaryota; Fungi; Ascomycota; Leotiomycetes; Helotiales; Helotiaceae
Source: the annotation of a GenBank genome assembly